Messenger RNA from Pseudomassariella vexata, 1122 nucleotides. Its product is annotated as transcription initiation factor IIF, beta subunit-domain-containing protein. Gene Ontology annotation, biological process: transcription initiation at RNA polymerase II promoter; transcription by RNA polymerase II. NCBI's taxonomy places the organism in Eukaryota, Fungi, Ascomycota, Sordariomycetes, Amphisphaeriales, Pseudomassariaceae. Gene Ontology annotation, cellular component: transcription factor TFIIF complex. The record is from RefSeq and is a predicted model, not a curated record. Bases 1 to 1122 code for a protein of 373 amino acids. The transcript has 2 exons.
AUGGCGUCUGCGGGUCGAGUCAAGGCAGAACCCGCCAUCAAACCCGACCCUGAGGAUGUUCGAAUGGGUACGGCUUCGCCUGUCGCCUCUAUCGAUGACGACAUCUACGAAGAUGCUGGCGACCUUGAGUUCUACGAUCCGAACAUACCCCACGAUCCCUACGGGAGUGUGUAUUUAACACACAUACCCAAGUAUCUCUACGAGCAAUGGGCCCAGCUGAAGGACGACGACGAGAUUCAGAUUGGUACAAUUCGACAAUGGGAUGAAACAGAUAAGAAGGGCCAGACACAUACGCGCUUGGCCAUGCUCCUCGAUGCGGGCAAUUCCACGCACCAAACUGUUCCUAAGGAGUACAAUCUUGAGGUCAGGGAUAUGAAUCUGCUCAACACCUUCAUGUUUACCGAGCAAGACCUACCUGGCUACAAGUCCAAGGCUCAAGGUGCUAACAGUAAUAUUCCUGCACAUCUUCGACCUAAGCCGCCGCAGCGACCGCAAGACAACAAUGUAAAGACCGAGCCUGGUCGCAAGGCCCGAUACCAGCCUUACUACAGGAAAGCCAUUCCCAAGAAGACAGCGCUAGCCGGCAGAUUCCGACAUGAGCUGAACUGCCAGCCUGUCAUGACGCCGGAAACAAAGCAUAUCCUGGCCAUGAGAGCAAGUGACGCACUGAAACCCAAAGCUACGACGAGCAUCUUAGCAGGAGCUAGAGUACUGACAAAUGGUCUCAUCCAUGCUGGUACUGCGGCAGGCAACGAAAAGUUUAGCGGCUUUGUUCGUACUGCCGAUCCCAAGGCCAAGCCCAAAAAGGCGAACCAAGAAAGAGCCGCCCGUCUGGACCAGGCUGUCAUCCGCGACAAGAUUUUUGCAGCCUUCAAGAAGUACAAGUACUGGACACUGAAGGCGUUCAAGCAAAAUUUGAAUCAGCCCGAGGCCUGGCUGCGCGAGAACUUGGAUGUGGUGGCCGUCUUGCACAAGAGCGGUCCCUUUGCCAACCACUGGGAGCUUAGACCAGAGUACGGUCAGGAUGACAGCCUAGAUGCGCAGGCCGCAGAAGCGGCACCCGACCAAGACGAUGAUGAUUCCGAAUUUGAUGGCGAUGAGGAAAUGGAGGAUGUAAUGUAG